AUGAGCCGCGACUACUUUAUCCCACUUAAUCACGACACUACCUUUUCCACACCGCUGCAAGUCAUGUAUUGGAACGGCGUCUACUAUCCUAACUGGCGCAUCUAUCGCGACCAGCCGCCGGUUUCGCUAAACUACGACGUCAUUUCGCAUGUCUUCUAUGCGUUUGCCUGGGUGAAGGAAGAUGGAACAGUAUAUCUAAGCGAUGAAUGGGCGGAUGCCCAGAUUGAUGUUCCGGGUGUUGACGACAUUCCUGCAACCAAGGGCUGUUUGAACUCGUUUGCACUUAUUAAGAGAAAGUAUACACGGUUACGAGUAGUGCUCUCCGUUGGCGGCGGUGGCAAGGGUAGCGAGCCAUUUGCGGCUGUUGCCCGAGACCCGGCCUGCCGUGAGCGCUUCGCCCAGUCGUCUUUGGCUCUCGUGCAGCAGUUUGGUAUCGACGGAAUCGACAUCGACUGGGAGCACCCGGCCGAUGCCAGUCAGGGCCAGGACUUUAUCGCUCUGCUAGCUGCCAUCAGGCAGUAUCUGCCAGCUCCUCAGUACACUCUGUCGUCAGCACUUCCUGCGGGCGAAUGGGCUCUUCAGCACAUCCCCCUGGGGCAUGCAGCACAGUAUCUGGACAUGGUCAACCUCAUGGCGUAUGACUACUCUGGGCCAUGGGUAAGUAAAUGUGGUCACCAGGCACAGCUGUUCACGCCGCACAUCCCACACAGCCCUGAAGCAGCGAUAUCCUGUCACUCUGCCGCCUCGUACAUGAUAAGUCAGGGUGUGCCAAGGCACAAGAUUGUCAUGGGUGUACCAGCCUAUGGUCGAAGUUUCACCGGCACCCACGGCAUAGGCCACCCGUUCUCGGGUCAAGCAGGCGAAGAGGGUACAUUUGAGUACCGAGACCUGCCCCGCCCAGGGGCCGAGGAGCACGUGGACGAGCAGCUGGGGGCAGCAUACUGCGUUGGAGGCGACGGGGGUCUUGUCACGUACGACAACCCGCAUACGGUGAGGAUGAAGGCCAAUUACGUGCGGCAGAACGGACUGGGCGGACUGUUCUACUGGACUGGAACGGGAGAUGCAAGUUCGCUCACCCAAAAGGAUCGCAGUUUGGUAUAUAACGGCUUCCUUGGCCUGUUCCCGCAGUAG
Molecule: messenger RNA, 1131 nt
Organism: Exserohilum turcica Et28A
Lineage: Eukaryota; Fungi; Ascomycota; Dothideomycetes; Pleosporales; Pleosporaceae
Product: glycoside hydrolase family 18 protein
Exons: 4
Coding region: 1-1131 (376 amino acids)
Biological process (GO): carbohydrate metabolic process; chitin catabolic process
Cellular component (GO): extracellular region
Molecular function (GO): chitinase activity; chitin binding
Source: RefSeq, a predicted model, not a curated record